Messenger RNA from Corythoichthys intestinalis (scribbled pipefish), 15811 nucleotides. RefSeq names its product suppressor of cytokine signaling 5b (gene socs5b). The coding region runs from base 3323 to 5155 and encodes 610 amino acids. Gene Ontology annotation, biological process: phosphatidylinositol phosphate biosynthetic process; intracellular signal transduction. Gene Ontology annotation, molecular function: 1-phosphatidylinositol-3-kinase regulator activity. Gene Ontology annotation, cellular component: phosphatidylinositol 3-kinase complex. The transcript has 3 exons. The record is from RefSeq and is a predicted model, not a curated record. Lineage: Eukaryota; Metazoa; Chordata; Actinopteri; Syngnathiformes; Syngnathidae.
CUCCAUUUUGAGUAGAAAAUACAGACACACCCAGUCAAUUUCCUUUCCUUAAUUGGCCCUUGCCUCAGAUUAGAUCUGCUCGUUGGUCAGCACUUAAAAACAGUGCAGUUAUCACACCUUGGAUGGCUGCUGGACAAGUGGAUUCACAAGAAUCGUGGCUCCAACAAGAGAGAUAUCUCUUGAGACCAAGAGAGGAUUAUCAAACUUCUUGAAGAAGGUAACUACACAAAUGGUUGCCAAAGAUGUGGGCUGUUCACAGUCAGCUGUAGCAAAAAUAUGGACUACGUACAAACAGCAUGGCAAGGUUGUUAAAGUUAAGCGUACUGGUAGACCGAGGAAGACAUCCAAACGUCAUGACAAACAACUAAAGGCCAUACGUCUUGAAAACAGAAGAUGUAGAACAAGACAAAUAAAGAAAUGGGAGGAAGCUGGAGUCGGGAUGGUAAAUGGUGUUAUACUUAUGUAGCGCUUUUCCACCUUUCAAGGCACUCAAAGCGCUUUACACGAUCUCACCAUCCACCUUCUGGUGACGCAGCACCAGGAGCAACGUGAGGUUCAGUAUCUUGCUCAAGUACACUUAGGCGAGUUCAUCAGGGCGGAGAAUCGAACCCACAACCUCUGGGUUGGGGGACAACUACUCCACCAUUGAGCCACGCCACCCACGGAUGUGACAGAACUGUGCAAAAUCGCCCACAGAAAAUGGGAUUUUCAUACAAGAAAGCUAAAAGGAAACCAACAUUAACACUUAAACAGAAAAGAACAAGACUCCAAUGGGCUAAGAAUAUGUAAUCAUGGACUGUGAAUGACUGGAUGAAGGUAAUUUUCAGUGAUGAAUCAAGAAUCUGCAUUGGACAAGGUGAUGAUGCUGGAACUUUUGUUUGGUGCCGUUCCAGUGAGAUUUACAAAGAUGACUGCCUGAAGAAAACAUCAAAAUUCCCUCUGUCCUUGAUGAUAUGGAGCUCCAUGUCAGGCAAAGGCACUGGGGAGAUGGCUGUGGUUAAAUCUUCAAUAAAUGCACAAGUUUACAUUGAAAUUUUAGACAUCUUUCUUAUCCCUUCAAUUGAAAGUAUGUUUUGGCAUAAUGAAGUCAUUUUCCAAGAUGGCAAUGCAUCAUGCCACAGAUCUAAAACUGUUAAAGUGUUCCUUGGCGAAAGACUCAUCCAGUCAAUGUCAUGGCCUGCAAAUAGCCCAGAUCUCAACCCUAUUGAAAACCUGUGGUGGAAAUUGGGAAAAAAAUGGUCCACUGCAAGGAUGAUCUGGCAACUGCAGUCAAAGAGAGUUGGCACCAAAGUGAUGAAGAAUACUGUUUGUCACUCAUUAAGUCCAUGCCUCAGAUACUGCAAGCUGCCAUUAAAGCCAGAGGUGGUACAACUAAAAACUAGAGAUGUGUUUUGAUUAGGGCUGUCAAACGAUUAAAAUUUUUAAUCGAGUUAAUCACGACUUAAAAAUUAAUUAAUCGUAAUUAAUCGCAAUUCAAACCAUCUAUAAAAUAUGCCAUAUUUUUCUGUAAAUUAUUGUUGGAAUGGAAAGAUGAGACACAAGACGGAUAUAUACAUUCAACAUUCUAUAAUAAAUCAACUAGAUGGCAUUGACAUUAACAUUCUGUUAAAGCGAUCCAUGGAUAGAAAGACUUGUAGUUCUUAAAAGAUAAAUGUAAGUACAAUCUAUAGAAAUUCAAAUUUUAUAUUAAAACCUGUCUUAAUGUUUUUGUUUUGAUAAAAUUUGUAAAAUUUUCAAUCAAAAAAUAAACUAGUAGCUCGCGAUUGUUGAUGUCAAUAAUUACACAAUGCUCAUGGUGCUUAAACCCAUAAAAUCAGUCGAACCCAAGUGCCAGCAGAGGGCGACAAAACACCAAAAAACACAAGUAACAAGUGGACAUGACACUGUGCUGUCAUUUUAAUCUGUUUGAGUGGGGCAUGUGCGUUAAUUGCUUCAAAUAUUUUAACGUGAUAAAUUUUAAAAAUUAAUUACCGCCCGUUUACGCGAUAAUUUUGACAGCCCUAGUUUUGAUUGUUAUUUCUUUGUUUCUCAUGAUUCCAUAUACUGUAUUUUCCUCAGAAUGGAGAGAUUGUAUAUUUAUUUCCCUGCACUUGCUCUAUAAAAGUAACAUUUACUGACCACCACAAUGUUUCUUAUCCAUUUCUUUUAGUGUUUCUCAAUGCCAAGGGGUUGCACUUUUGAACUAAUUCAUUAUUUUUUCAAGCUUUUUAUCUGAGUUUCUUCUACAUAAUAAAAUGUCUCAGUGAGUGCUCGUCCAAGACUGGUGAUUCCAUACUUUUUGCUAGGGGUUGUAUAAAUUCACAUUCUUAAUCUUUUUCUAAAAGACAAAGUAUAGUGUGUGAUUGAAGUAAAAAUGCGACAUUUUUUAUUUUUCAUGUAUCCUCCCUAUUUUAUGCAUAAGGGCUCAACUGCAUUCGGACGGUUGACUACCUAUCAGUAGCAAAAAUGUUCAGGUACUGUAUCUUUGUUCACUUUUUUAUUUUUAAUACAUACAUAUAAGGCCAUGUGACAGAAAUCUGAACCUUAUAUCAAAUACAUCUAAAAGGACAUUUUGUAUAUAUAAAAUAUUGAUAAAUGAUGAGCUUUAUGUCAAUUGAAUCCAACAUAAACUUGCAUUAAUCCUACUUUCGUACUGUCAUACCGUAAUACAAAUAUAGAUACUGUAUCAUGUCAGGUUUACAAGCCCUCUGGGCACUGCACUAGUGUCUUAAAAUGUACUUAUCCUGCAAGCCAAAUUUCCCUAAAAAAUAACCUAAAUAAGUAUUAUUCAUUUGUUUGUUGGUGUUUUGUACAUUUUUAAAAGUGCCAACAGUUGCUAAAGAACUGUGUUUGUUCUGUUCAGAAUCUGAUACAAUGACUAAGUGAUGCUUUAAUGGUGCUCCCAUUCUCCACCCAAACCUGCACGAAUGUGUUGUCGCUUUGAGUCGCAGGGCCACCCGCGGCACCUCGGCUCGAAAGAACUGCAACCACUAAUGGAUUGAUGCUUCUGUCAACUCAAUAAAAGUGUUUACUGUGUUAAAUGGUCAUCUUUGUAAGUUUACUUCAAAACGCUCAUGGUUACUGUAUUUCAAAGCUCUAUGACAUCGUGGCACACAUUUUAGUAUUAAAAAUGAUGUCCCAUGAUGCCAAAAGAAAAUCUUUCUAAUACUUGUGUAGGCAGUAACUACAUAGCCAAAUAAAUGGACCUUGUGAUGUACUCUCGCUGAGAAAUUUAGUGGACUGCAUUUACAGAGCAAUAAUCUCCUCUCAACCUCCAGACAUCAAUGAUUUCAUAUGUCAAUACACAUCAGAGCUGAAUGAAUUCAGCGAUUGUCACGAGGAUAUGGAUUCCAAGGUUUUCUUACUCUUUCAAAAACAGUGGGAGAAGCGAUUUGAAGAUACUAAAAACAUUGAACCAGAGCCUGCCAGUUCACGCCAAGAAUCUUCCUCACCAGACCAAAAUUUAUCAGAGGUCCCUGGGGCUCUUGUUGACAACAAAUUCAGCAAUAUGUGGAGUAACCUGAAAAGCAAAUGCCAAACUCUAUUUCACAACAACAGUUCAGGACCCACUGAUAGCCGGAAUGAUGCAGAUGCCGUCCACUGUGUGGUGGAUAACAGCCAUGCGGGUAGCUCAGGUGCGGCUCAGGCAUCAGAGGUCGCCGCUUCGUCGAGCAGCCUCCCUCCAGUGCAGAUGGUAACUGUUGGCCGCCGCCAUCACAACUGUGUCUCAGACACGCCUCAGAUAGUAGAGAUCUCUAUCGACAAGGACACAGAGGAUGUGGGUGGGGGGUCAGGGAGUAUCCCCUUGGCUCGCAGAGACUCUUACUCCCGUCAUGCUCCAUGGGGGGGCAAGAAAAAACACUCUUGUUCCACAAAAACUCAAAGUUCUUUAGAAGUAGAUCGGCGGUCUGGACGCCUGCGAGGGAGUGGAAACCGUAGAGACAGGCGCUAUGGUGUCUGCUCAAUCCAGGAGAUGAGCGACUCUUUGUCUGGGGGACGCGGUUUGAACGGUCGGUCGUUGCGCCAGCGACUAAGUGAUACCGUAGGCCUUUGCUUACCACUAGCUGCUAACAGACGCUCUUCCAAAAACCCUGUUGUUUCCAAACGAAAGAUUCACCUGACGGAGCUAAUGCUGGAGACCUGCCCCUUUCCGCCAGGCUCGGAGCUCGCCCACAAGUGGCAUUUGAUCAAGCAACACACGGCACCAGUCAGCCCACAUUCCUCAACUGCCCUGUUGGAUGCCUUUGACCCAGCACACCCCUCACCUGAGGAUGAGGAGGAACGUCUGCGGGAACGCCGCAGGCUUAGCAUCGAGGAAGGUGUGGACCCACCUCCUAAUGCACAGAUCCACACUCUUGAGGCUGCCGUUCCAGGCUCAUCUGUCUACAAACUGGGACCAAAGAUGGCUCCUGGCAUGGGGGACGCACCCGGAGAUGGCCGAGCCACAGGAACUGGUAGUUCUUUGGGAGCGGCAGCCUCAGGGGCUUGUGCUCAGGUGUUGGGGGCCACCGCUUCAGCCCAGGACACGGACUCCGAGGAGGACUCCACAACCCUCUGUCUCCAGGCCAGGAGACCGAAACAAAGGCACGCCUCUGGGGAGGGUCACCUGAGUAGACAGCAACCCGGGCCCUGGAAGGUUCACACGCAAAUAGACUACAUCCAUUGCCUCGUGCCAGAUUUAUUGCAGAUCACAUCUUUGCCGUGCUACUGGGGAGUAAUGGACCGCUACGAGGCCGAGUCGCUGCUGGACGGACGUCCGGAGGGCACCUUCCUGCUUCGUGAUUCGGCCCAGGAGGACUACCUUUUCUCUGUCAGCUUCCGCCGUUACAACCGUUCGCUGCACGCCCGCAUCGAACAGUGGAACCACAACUUCAGUUUUGAUGCCCACGAUCCUUGUGUUUUCCACUCUUCCACGGUCACAGGACUGCUGGAGCACUACAAGGAUCCAAGCGCCUGUAUGUUUUUUGAACCUCUGCUCACAGCGCCUCUACAUCGAACAUUUCCCUUUAACCUGCAGCACCUGGCGCGAGCGGCCAUCUGCCGUUGGACCACUUAUGAUGGGAUAGGAUCUUUGCCGCUGCCGCCUGCCUUGCAGGACUUUCUCAAGGAGUAUCACUAUAAACAGAAAGUUCGAGUUCGCUGGCUGGAAAGGGAGCCGCCGCUAAAAGUCAAAUAGGGGUCUUUGUCCGUUGCCUGUAAAAACCGUGGAGGAAGAUUACACAACUUGAGAAAUGCCCCGUUUAGAGGCUACAUUGACUUGACUCAUUCACCUCUUUCCAGUGGAGGUUGGAAUUAAAAUAUAACAACCUAUACAAGAUUCACUCUAAUCUUUAUUUUAGUUAUUACUUACAGAAAAGCAUAGGAUUAUAUUCCGCACAGUGCUGCCUUGCUAGCACAAACGAUUGAGUUCAAUAUAUAUAAAUACAGUAUAAACAGUCUAUAUUUUGGAUGAGGGCAGAUAGGAGUAACACAAAUAGUGCAACAACACCAGUUACCUCCUUCGUUGUCCUUAGCAUCAGCCUGAUCCCAAAACAUCAACCUGCCUGUAGACCAGCAUGCAUGCCUCCCUGUCCAUCCCCUAAAGGUUCAAACAGCUAUAAAGCCACAUUCUGUAGCUACAUUGUACAGGUCACUUUUUAUGCACUGUUGUUUUUCUUGUCAAAACAUAGUGGGACACAUUUCCAAAAGGGAUUUUAAAGGCCCCCUUCUGUCAAAAUCCUUUUGUUUCCUUAUCCACUGUUUGGUAUGUAACAUUGUUUCAAAUUAGCGUGACCUCGUGGAAGUUAGAGCAAUUGAGGAAUAAAUACCUUCAAUUUGGGGGGACCCUCUUAGAACAAUCCAAUCGGAGCAAAUAUAGCAUAUUAAUGAAUAAUUUGGUUGUCUUAAAAGGGAAAGUCAGAAUUUUUUACAUCAGGCUUAAUCUUCAAGUUAGCAAGGGUUUAAUUUGUCGGUGGAGUUGAUUAAAAAAAAUUCCUUGCUGUUUGUAAAUUAUUUGUUAGUUUCAGGGCUCCGGAGUGGCUAAGCUAGCGCGAGUCAAUCGGGCCAACUUAGCAUGCCGAUAAAAAAAACAACAUAUGCGCACGUGAAAAUAAUCGAUUACCCAUCAAAUCAAUAGUGUUGGCUAUGUUUUCAGGAUAAAUUUAUAAAAACUUACCAUUGCCUGUCAAUAAUUGCAGUAUGAACAGCAACAUUUGUAAAUACAUAAGCUUUGCAGAGGAGCAGGGCGGAGCGUAAUCACAUUGUUUUUUUUUCACCGCUGAUUUUUCAUGUCGUAGCCAGUAGCAAGUAACCAGUCCAGUUUAUAUUGUUCCUCGUUCUUCAUUUGUGAAACUUUCCUUUGCCCAUUUCUUUUGUCUGUUUCCACAGCCUUUAAAUGCACAUUUCCCUAUGUUGCUGGCCGUCAGUUAACUCAGCGGACUGAUGCUGCAUUCGAAGAAGGUGGGAAGUUUCUAACGUCCGAUCAGGAAAAACAUCAUUUGAAUUCCUCCAGUAUUUGGUCGUUUACGAGAAGGGAGGUUUGCUGGUGGUCAAAAUAAAAAACAACUUGUCGUGAUCAGCCAUCUUUGCUGUUUACAUCCGCUUGGAACGCUUUGAGGACGCAACUUGUACCCUCCGAGCGGGAUUGGACCGACUUCCCACCUGUCUCGAAUGCAGCGUGAGCACGAGUGGCCGAAGCACUGCUCUCUAUUGUGGUUGUAUUAUGCAUAAAAAAAUAAUAGUCCUGCAAAAUGACAUUAAUUAGGACAGUUUUUUUUGUGACAUUGUUUUGGCCGCAUAGUUUUUUUGGAAGAAUGAUUUGAAUUUUGAAUUUAUUUGGCUAUAUUGGAUCUGUUUGUAGAUCUGUAUCUUUUUUUAUUGGCAUGCCAAGUUGGCCCCAUUGACUUGCACUAGCUUAGCCACGCCGGAGCCCUGAAGCAAAUUUGUUAAAAUCAACACCCACCAACUAAUUAAACCCCCGCUAACUCGAAGAUUAAGCCUAAUGUAAAAAAUCCUGAGCUUCCGCUUUAACUCACUGACCGCAAUAAACGUCCAAUCUAUUUGAACUACAAGGGUUCCGGCGAUUAGUUAUAAAAUUCACAGCAGAAGGAUGGGGAAAAAAAGCGAAAUAAUUGGAUGCCUGUCAUCGUCAAUGACACUGAUGGUUAACUGCCACCUGAUAAUGUCUUGACAAUUUCAACGCAAAUAUCAUCGGCACUAGAUAAAUUACAUUCAACAUUAUAAAAGUUUUUGAAAUUUGACGCCAGGGGACCUUUAAAGUGUUAUUGUGAAGGCAUCUGGAAGUGCUUUUUGCUGCAUUCUGGGCUUGUCUUACAGAUAAAAGCUACAUAAGCCACAUUCUUAGCCACCUCUUUGCACAUGAGCAUUUGCUAAACAAGAGACAGGGGUGCAUUAUGAUGGGGGGGAAAGCAUCAGGGAAAUUAAAUGCUUUUUAAAGGAUUAUAGAUUAACGACACUUGUAUUUCCAUAAACAGUGAUGGUGAAUGAUAAUAAUAAACCAGCCUAUUGUUUCCUACUUUGUAAGUUAAACUUGUCAACUUCAUUCUUGCUUUAUGGCUUCGUGCUCACACAAUGCUACAGUCACACAUUUUUUUUCUUGGAUGAAAUUAAAAUCCAAACUUUUUCCAAACAUUUUCAGUUCAGUCGAAUUAUGCUUUUUCAUAUAAGGCUUUUAUCACCUUCAUAAACAUUUCUUAUAGUCAUUAGAGGAUUGUUCAUGCCUGUUUUUUUUUUUUUUUUUUUUUUUUUUUAAAUAAACUGAAGGGAUGAUGGUGCAUUUCACAAGACAAUCAAUAAAUGCCGAAAAUUUGAGCUGUAAUUUGUCAUGUGGCUGUGUGGGUCACAAAUCUGAUGGUUGUGUAGGAAGUAUCACUUAUCAAAUAUUAUACUGUGGACCAUUGCAUAUUCACGGUUUGGGAGUCACGCAUCCCUCCGUCCCAAUCCUCCCCUUCUACCCCAUGAAUAGCGGAUGUCCACUGUAGUUGCAAAUUUUCAAAAUUCAUUUUUGGAAACCAUGGCAUAAACCCUUUCUAAAUUACUUAAAAACACAAUAAAUUAACCUAGUUUGGAUGGUUAAUUGUUGUCACCAAGUGAACAUAACAGUAGUCUUGCGGCAUUGAUGAGGCUUUGGAAAACAAAACGUGAUUUGGGCCAUAGUAUUCUGUGCAGUAUCACGCGAUGGUCAAAGUUCAAUUUUGUUGCAAAUCAACCAGUAGGUUACAGUGGGUACCAUGAGAUGUAGUGGUUUUCAUAACAAUGGUGCUGGUAAUUCUUUUGAGUCUAGAGGCCCCAUACUUAAACAAUAUUAGUGUAACCAAUGUGCCUUUGGAAUUUAACUUUUUGAUCAAAAUCGGAGCAAAAUAUGCUUCAUCUCUGUCCAUUGAUGCCAUCAAAUCACAAAAGUAAUGAAUAGGUGCAUAAGAUCCAAGCUCUUACUUUCGGUGCACAUAAGACUUUAAUGGUGCUAAAUGUCAUAAGCUAUAGGAAAUUAUUAUUAGGUAAUUAAAUGCUCUUCUCAGUGUUAUAAUUUCAUCUGCUAGUACUGUACUUUGGCUUUUUUCACUUUCAAACGGCAAGUAGUUAAAUAAAAAAUAAUUCCUUAGUCUCUUUGGUGGCAAAGUUAUAAUAAUUUGGAUCCAAUCACAUUUCUUCUAUAGCAUAUGGCGGAAAACACUCAGGUGACUUGAAGUUUCGCUCUGAGACCCCCAAUUUGGCCAUAUUUCAAAAUUGUCCGAUAUGCAGUGUGAUAUAUCAUUGGAAAGCUUAAAAUCUCAAUUUUCAUGGAGAAGAAAAAUUUUGAACAGGGCAUUUUGGAGGGAAAAAAAAUUUAAACAGCAAAACCCUAGCUGGAGGCGAGAGCAUGAGAGCAUAAUUAAAGACGCCACGAUUUUAACGAGAUAAUAUCGUGUAGUUACCUCUUUUCGAUCCAAAAACUCCAUGUAGCAUGUAUCACAGUGUGUCAAGACACAAUGUAACAAGGGUCAUGAUGCUGAAAUUGCAGACAUCAAAGAGUAGUUGAUUCUUUUUCAUAUAUUUACCCUUUUAAAUGUUUUUUUUUUUUCAUUGUUUGGAUCAUUUAUCAUCUAAAAUAUUAGGGAAAAUGUGACCGUAACAAAAAAAUACAAUUGAGCGAUAGUUAUGAGGUAGAUAUCCGUGACUUAUUUACACACACCAUAUUUUUCAUUGUGACGAAAUUUGUCUAAAAGUUUCAAAUAUGCAAGUGAAUAUAUAUAUAUUUUUUUUAAUUAAAUAUUAGACAUCAAUGAUUCUAAGCUAAAAAUGACAGACAUUUCGAAUAAUAAAAUUACCUUUUUAUGGCUGGGUUGAAACAAAAGUGGUUGAGCGACGUCUGUAAAAGGGGGUUUCCAGGGUAAAAUCGGACAAAUUAAAAAUAGUUCGGGGGCUUAAUGCACCAUGAAUCUGCUAUGGCAGCAUAUAGACAUAUUGUUCUAUCAAACCCAACAGUUCUUUUGGCUUAAAAUACAGCAGUUUAUUUUAAAGAGGGGUGCAAGAGCAGAAACUGCUUUUUCAGUCUUGUCUGUGUUUUCCGCCAUAUACUGGUGACUGUCUAUCAUCAGUGAAAAGAAAACUGAACAUUGUUCACUCCACUUUUCUUUUGCCAUGAAAGAGUAAAAAUGUUUUCACUAGUAGGGUAAUUAUUGGUUAUGUGGUAGAGCAGUCACAUCUAAAUUUAUCUUGAGUAGACAAAGUCGACACUUUCUGGGAUAAUGAUUGGUGGGGUGUAAAACUGGACCCUUUCUGUACAAACCUACACUCUUAAAGGGAACACGAACAGAAAGACUUGCUUGGAAAACCGGGGUGAUGGGGAGACAAACGAAAAACAAGGCAAUGAUGCAACUAACAAUGACUGGAUAUACAAAUUGUCAAAGGGCAUCAAGUCAAUAUUUCGGCAAGCCGCCUAGGAUCGGUUUAAAGACGCUGACAAACUGGAAUUGGAUGCAGGUACGACAUUGGGAACUCAUCCCACAUCCCUGUAACAAAACAAUCUGACCAGCAGCAGAAUGUGACAAAAUCAUGUUAGUCAUCACACUAGCUUUACUUGCUAGCUAGCACAGCUAUUCUCCCAGUCCAGGCCAACCGUGUCAUCAACCCCAGCGUGCAUUGCGCGCGUAAAACAUGGCGCCCACCAUAGGUCAAAACGUACUAAAUAUUAUAGAUUUUUAAAUCAAUGGCAAUAAUAUAUAUGUAUCUAAUAACAUUUUAGUAAAAGAGAACAAUUGUGGCUUAUUAAAGCCCGAGGACCCCUUUAAAAUCUUUGAAUUUCUCCUGUAACAAUUUUUGAAGCUAACUUUUAUAAAAACUCACCACUACUAGUCUCAUCACACAGUGACGUGAUCAGUAACGUAUAAAUUCAAACGUUUACAGUAUUUAAAAGUAGGAAAGUGACUUUCAAAUUUGGAAUAAAUAGAAAUGAAAUCACAAGCAUUACCCUUCAUACCUUUGCUAUCUUGUAUGCUACUGCAUAGCAUUAGCAUAACGCCUAGCCGUUUCACUGAGCAGCAACAAUCUCAGGCAUAUUUAGAAAUUGAGGGUCAUUACAGAUGCUUUUUAACUUUUGGACGUUCAUUUCCAGUAAAUUUUAAGUCCCAUCUCACCACAGCGCAGUGCAUACAGUGUGUACAAUAUCCCAGGAAAACAAAAGAUGGCUACUUUUUCCUGUGUGCCCUUGCUCAUUCUGACUACAAGGUCUUUUUUUUAUUCUUAAAUUAAUAGCACUUUAAUUGUGUGUUUGUGUUGUACAGUGCAACUGGCAAGUAUUAGGGCAGUGAAGCUCUUUAAAUGUCCUUUUCAAAUUGUUUUAAAUAGCCAUAGAUGAGUCCAAAUAUGUUGAUUUGUCGGAGUGUGAUAGGGCAAGUAACUAGAAAUGGGCAUUAGACAAAAAUGUCCUAAACUGACUAUAGAGUAAAUUAUACGUUAUUAUAACAAACACACUUUUAUUAAUGGGGUAGAAAUUUCUGGAUGUAGUCCAAAUUUCCAUGGUUGUUUCGUGUGCUGCUGCAAACUAGUACAACUGAAUAAACAGUUACGAGAAAUGGUAAAGAUGAGAAUAAUAAAACUAGAUAUAGACUUCACUAUCAGUUGACGAGACAGCUCCUACAGAUAUGGCCGGGCCGGGCAGAGCGUUGUGAAGGCUUUCACUGCGAUAAAGUCAAAUACGCUGUGUUCUAACGACGAAUUUAGGUGGAAACGGGACGGAUGUUUUAGUGCAUACAAGCAAGCAGGAGUGUCUCAAGAGUGAUUUGGUCGGGGAUUCAAGAUGAUUUCUAUAUAAAAUAGCACCAUGCAAAAAAAAAAAAAAUUUGCGUAACUUGACAUAUUUACGUAAAACUAAUGACAACUGCUCGUUUUUUUUUUUGCUUUUAACCAAGGAUCUAGACUGUUUUGCGUUCAUAUCUAUAGAAAUUCCGGGAUUUACGCAUUUAUUUCAGAAUUUUCGACUUAAAAAGCUCUUUGUUUUGUGAUGGCCGCCACGUUUGAUUUUGUCUCCAUACACAAUAGCAUAACUUUACAUUCAAAUAAUCAGGUAAUUUUCAGACAACUGCCCAUUUUUUGGCAAACAACUAAUUUAUGACAUUUCUGAGUCCAUACAAAGAAAUUUAGGCUUUUACGUGGCUGGCAAGACGUGCUCAGGCAAUAGUGACAUUGCAAUUCAACCUAAAUAAGUUGUGAUUGAAUAUAGAAAAAUGCAAAAUUAGUUUUUGUCGAAUAAAAUUAAGUUGACUCCGCAAGCUUUCCCCAAGUACAAGUUUUUGAUGUGAAAAUUGAGUGAUUUGUUAGCUGUUAAAAACUUGUGUCAAAAUUGCACUAAAUAAAAAUUGAAGUUGCUAUUUCAGACAAAAACCAAAUCUUAAAUAUUGCUAUUGACCCUGAAAAAAUAUAGGUGAUUACCUCAGCAUUUGGUGAUGUUUUUUUGUGCAUUUAGUAUAAAAUCUGAGAAUUUUAUAGCAAUUUUAAGUUUUGUUAUGUAAAGAAAUAAUCAGGAUUUUAUUGGGGAACGACUUAAAAAUGUUUGAUGCCGCUGCUCAUGAAGACUCAUAUAUGCCUUAGGGAGGUACCUGUUUUGGUUUUAGGUCGCUAGUCGCUUAGGUUUUGAAAAUAUUUGAAUUUUAGGUUUUGAAAAUGGGCCCCCCCAACAGAAGGGGCCAGCGGCCUGUUUCCCGUCAGCUGAUAGUGAAGUCUAUGAACUAGAGUACGUUUCUGUUAUUUGAAAUAUAGUACCUACUAAAGAUGAACGAAAUAAUAAAAUGUUGCUAUUUCAAUUAACCGAUCUGAAUGGCGAAUGAGUAUUUUAUAAUUAUAUAUUGCAUAUUUAAAUAAAACUUAUGAACGAUUUCCACCUUGUUUAAGUUGCUUGGAGUCCAACCCCAGCAACUACCCUUGAAGCCAAUGCCUGGUUUUGAACCAGUCUACUCAACAAAGCUAGAUGGUCUCAUUGGCAUAAUAGCCACCGACUGCACUCUACUAAUGUGUGUGUUCGUAUAAAGCAACGCCUGAAAGUACUGAGCUCAUUUAUUUAGCUUCAGGCAACAAAAGCGUGUGUAAUGGGAGUUUUGCCAUGCUGCCAACUCAGAGUGAGUGUUGAGUGGGGAAUCCCAGUGGAAAUGAUGCAGAGAUGACUGUGAGGAGCCAUGACUCCUGUGAACAACACCUCUGUCCUUCUUCCGCUCUGUUCAAAAUCAAACCGGUCCAUUUCAAAGAGUGUCUCAGGACCCUCUGAACCCAAUCUUUUCCCCAUGGGAAGUAUUUGAUAUUAAUGCUAGAAUAUUACCGCAUAACCGAAGUGACACUCUAGGAGAAACAAAGCGUCAAUUUGAGCUGUAGUGAAGUAAUGAAGCAUGACGGCAACGUUUUGGUGCAUGGACAUACACACUCGCACACAGACAAAACAUGGACCACAUUUAGCUAGCACCAUGUUUGUUUGAUUUCUAAAAAGCAUGCAGCCUACAUUUGAUAUUUUUUACAAAAGGAAAUCAUUUGCUUUUGUUAUUAAGCUGCACUAUGUGGAGCAGUCUUUGUGGCAAGAUACCACCAGGUCAUGAUAAGAGUAAGGCAAGUUGUUUUAAGAAAAGAAUAUUUAAAAGAAAAGUUUCCACAAAUUUAUAUAUUUUAGAAAGUUCAUUUUAAAUGCUAUAUGCAAACUUGAAUAAGUUUUUCAUUUUUACAUCCCCCCAAUAUGCAACAGUCUAAUGUAACAAUGGUUGCAAUCCUGUCACUUUAAUGCUGUAAGUGCACAUGAGUUUGUGUGUGGAUGUGGGUUCUGAGGCAACAGGACUUGACAAUGACGCCAACUAAUGAUUUUCAUUCUGCAGUACGGCCGUGCAUUCCCCCAGACUGCCUUGUUUGUUCUGACCAAUCCCUUUAAAUGUGGGACUGCAGUCGCCACCACUGGCUGGCCAAUCUGGAGUCAGACAAACAUUGCCGUUAUAUUUGCCUCAAUCUCACAGCCACACCUGCCCCCCCCCCCCCCCCCCCCUUUCAGUAAGGUAGGAUUGUGUGUGUGUAAAUGGCAUAAUCAUGUUCAUGUUUCACUGUUUGUUCUGUGUGUUUGGGUCACCGGUCGAUGAGUGCGAGACAGAAAAAAAAAAAGUUUUCCAGUGUAAUCUGUUCAUUUGGAAGAGUUGUAUGAUGCUAUACAUGUAGCUGUCACUCUUGGUGCUUGGCUUCUGCUUCAUUGUCUUAAUAUUCCAAUAAAACCGUUAAGUGUAAACCUGUGAUGCAAUGAAUAGUUUGUUUGUUUUUGUAGUAAGUACUAGAGAUGUCCCGAUCGAUCGUGUCCGAUCACGUCAUUUUCAAAGUAUCGGAAUCGGCAAAAAAAUAUCGGCCAUGCCUUUCUUUAAUAUAUAAUUUAAUAUAUAAUAAUAUAUAUAUAAUAUAAUAAUAUAUUUAAUAUAUAUAUAUUUUUUUAUUUAAUCGUUUUCAAAUUGUAUUUAACGUUACAGACAUAAUAUGUUACACUCAUCCAGAGUCUUUAGUUUAAGCUUAAGGUAGGGUUAUCAAGUUUAUCCCAAUAAUUCAUUAAAAAAAAAAAAGUAUUACAUUAAAAUAUUUAACGCAAUUAAUGCAUGCGCUGCAGGACCCACUCAUGCAUUGUCGCACUCAAUCUGUAAUGGCAACAUUUUACCUAUAAAGAGAGGUAAAAGGCAGCGUAAAAUGACUAGAGUAAAUUUUGGCAGCCUUUGGAGCCUUUUUUUAAUUGGCUAAAGCCUUACAUUCCCUCUCCCUCUGAUUAGAAAUAUCAUGGGAAGCAAUGUGGGGAAGCAAGGUAGCAAUUGAUCUUUUCUUAACACCUUACGUUAUUUCCCAACGCAGAGAAGAUAUAUCAAUUGGUAGCACUACGCACAGUCAUGGUUCCACUUCCCAUCAUGCAUUUGGGCAUGCCAACAGUAUCAUUUACUGAAAGCUCAACAAAUGCACUAGAUGGCAAUAUUUAGUCACAAUAUACAAAGUCACAAGUCCUUCUAUCCGUGGAUCCCUCUCACAGAAAGAAUGUUAAUAAUGUAAAUGCCAUUUUGAGGAUUUAUUGUCAUAAUAAACAAAUACAGUACUUAUGUACUGUAUGUUGAAUGUAUAUAUUCGUCCGAGUUUUAUUCAUUUUUUUCUUAAUGCAUUGCCAGAAUGUAUAUGAUCGGGAAAAAUUAUCGGGAAUGAUUGGAAUUGAAUCGGGAGCAAAAAAAAGCAAUCGGAUUGGGAAAUAUCGGGAUCGGCAGAUACUCAAACUAAAACGAUCGGGAUCGGAUCGGGAGAAAAAAAAACAUGAUGGGAACAACCCUAGUAAGUACCCUAAUUUUCGGACUAUAAGCCACUACUUUUUUCUCUCAUUUUGAGUCUUGCACGUUAUAGUCCAGUGCUGCUUAUUUGUUGAUUUAUUUGGCUUGAUAGGUAAAACUUUAUUUGAGGGCCGUGUCAUAAGACUGCCAUAAGACCGUCAUAAUUAUGAGAUGACACUAUCAUGGGCUAUAAUGACAUUAUUAAUUAUGUGACUAACUCAAUUUAUGUCCAGCUCGGAUCUUUACAUCCCUUCAAAAGUGAGAUCAUUUGCCGGAUGACCCAAAUGACAUCUGUCAUAAGCAUUCAUUAAUGUUCAUGGCAGUGUCAUGUCAUAAUUAUGAUGGUCUAAUGACAAGUCUUAUGGCGCUACUGUCAAAUAAAGUACCAAAUGCUAGCAAUUAAUGAAACAACUGGUAGAGUAACUAGGGGUGUAACGGUACACAAAAAUCUCGGUUCGAUACGUACCUUGGUUCUGAGGUCACGGUUCGGUACAGUAAGAAAACAAAAUGCAAAAUAUAAAUGUGCUAGUUGUUUAUUACACACCUUUGUGCUUUCAACAAUAGGAUAAUUAGCCUAUACAAAGCUAGAAUUCUGCUCAAAAAGUGUAUUUAAAGAUAAUCCAACAACAAUUUGCAACAAGAAAAAAAAGUCCUGUGCUAAGGCAAGGCAAGGCAAAUUUAUUUAUAUAGCACAAUUCAACACAAGGCAAUUCAAAGUGCUUUACAUCACAUGAAGAUCAUAAAAAUCACAUUUAAAUCAAUACAACCCUUAAUUCUGGUUAUAUUUUUUUAGGUGGUAAUAAGCGGAUUUAGUGACGGACUUUAGAUGGCUAUCAAAUUUUAGGUCUGAGUCAAUAAUUACACCAAGGUUUCUGACUUGAUUUGUAGCUGUAAGUGACAUUGUGCUUAGUUGCCUGCUUAUCUUUGACCUUUCCUUGCUAAAGAGAAAAGCAAUCCCAAUGACAAAGAUUUUAACAUGUAUUUUACAAAUGAAAUGCCUCAAUGAAUCAUUUUUCCCCUUAUGAACAGUUUUCAAAAGCUUUAUU